This is a messenger RNA of Lutzomyia longipalpis, 4027 nucleotides long. It is a transcript of the gene spel1, whose product is annotated as DNA mismatch repair protein spellchecker 1. The record is from RefSeq and is a predicted model, not a curated record. Gene Ontology annotation, molecular function: mismatched DNA binding; ATP binding; ATP-dependent DNA damage sensor activity. The transcript is spliced from 5 exons. Gene Ontology annotation, biological process: mismatch repair; mitotic recombination. Gene Ontology annotation, cellular component: nucleus; MutSalpha complex. Lineage: Eukaryota; Metazoa; Arthropoda; Insecta; Diptera; Psychodidae. The coding region runs from base 104 to 2848 and encodes 914 amino acids.
UAACCUUACUUUUGACAACUUCCUUGUUUACCUUUGUGCGCUCUGUGAAAAUUCCUCAUUUUCAUCAAUAAAUAACUAAUUUCCACGAGAAAAUUAAGUGAAAAUGGCAAACCUGAAACCUCUGCAGUGUUUGAAUCUCGACAAGAAUCAACAGAGGAACUUUAUAAAAUAUUUUCAUUCAUUGGGCGAGAAACCCAAAACAACCGUGAGAAUCUUUGAUCGCAAUGAUUUCUACUCCGUGCACGCUGAAGAUGCCGAAUUGGCGGCACGAAUGGUGUUCAAAUCAACGGCAGGGAUGAAGAUUAUGUCUGUUCCUGGGGAUGAUGGUGACAUUGAACUUCCCUACACGGUUCUCAGUAAGAAUAAUUUUGAGAAUUUCGUCAGGGAAUUGCUGCUCAUCAAGAAUUAUCGUGUUGAAGUUUACGUGAAUAAGGGUGGUUCCAAGAAUGACUGGAAAGUUGAUUUGAAAGGAUCUCCGGGGAAUGUAAUUCAAUUUGAGGACAUCCUUUUUGGGAAUAAUGAGCAAAUAAAUAGCUCAGCCAUCAUGGCGUUGCAGUUGAAGAGGGAAAAUCAGCAGAAUACAGUUGGAUUGAGUAGCAUUGAAACGACUGAUCGGACAUUUUCUCUCAUUGAGAUUGUUGAUGAUGAUUUCUUCACUGAAUUGGAGGCAAUUGUGGUUCUCUUGGGGCCCAAAGAGUGCCUCCUUCCGGCCAAGGAGGGUGAAUAUGAGAAGAUUAAUGCUCUAAUGGAGAGGAAUGGUGUCCUCGUGACGGUGCGCAAAAGGCAGGAGUUUGCAACGAAUGCGAGUGAUUUUGAGGCAGAUCUCAGUCGAUUGUUGUUCUUUGAGAAAGGACAGCAGGAGAAUCUCAGCACUGUGGUGGGUUCGUGUAAGAACUUAGCCCUUCAGACACUCUACGUGGCCAUAAAGUAUUUGGAUUUGCUGGGGGAUUCCUCAAACUUUGGGCAUUUCCAGCUGAAAGUUAUGAAUCUCAAGAGAUUCGUACAUUUGGAUGCAGCUGCUGUGUCUGCUCUGAAUAUCCUCCCAAAGCCUGGAACUGCUCCCACUUCCCUGGCGUACAGAUGCCAGAGUAUCCUCGGUGUACUUGAUUAUUGUCGUACAGCUCAGGGGAGGAGGUUGCUCGUACAGUGGCUGAAGCAACCACUAAAGGACAUUGAAGCCAUCAAGGAUCGUCAUGAUAUUGUGGAAUGCCUCGUGGAAUCGAUCAAUACACGAAAAGAAAUCCACGAUGAUUACCUAAAGAGGAUUCCGGACAUUAUGAUGCUGACAAAGAAGCUAAUGCGAAGGAAUGCUUCACUUCAGGAUGUCUACAAACUCUACAGGGUGGUUGUGAGAAUCCCUAAUUUGCUGGGGCUUCUUGCAGAGAUGGACAACAGCACUGUUGACAAUGUCCUGGCGAAACCAAUAAAGGAUACAUUUGGGGAUUUAUUUAAAUUUAAAGAAAUGGUGGAAAAAAUCCUCGAUCUCGAGGGUAUUGACAAGGGGGAAUUCUUCAUAAAGUCUUCCUUUGAUGAGGAAUUGCAAACGAUGAAGGAGAAAAUGGAUGAAAUUGAGGAGAAAUUCCGCAAAGAACUUCGAAAAGCUGCAAAUGAUCUCAAUCUCGACGAGGGAUCAGCUAUAAAAUUGGACGUAGUGUCUCACAUCGGGUACCACCUGCGUGUCUCCCUCAAGGAGGAUUCUCUGCUGCGGAAGAAUCCCAAAUAUCGCACAAUUGACGCAAUAAAAGGUGGGGUACGCUUCACAACGGAUAAACUAACAGAUCUCAAUGCUGAAUUCACGGAAAUUCGGGAGAAUUACGAAGAGCAGCAAAAAUCAAUCGUUGAUGAAGUUGUGCGUGUUGUUCUUGGCUACUUGCCACCACUUACAACCCUCAGUCAUCUCAUUGCACAGCUGGAUUGCUUUGUGAGCUUCGCUGUAGCUGCCACGGCCUCCCCGAUUCCCUAUGUCAGGCCUAGGAUGCGUUCUGCUGAUACACGCAUCAUCAAUCUCAAGCAAGUUCGUCAUCCCUGCCUUGAGAUGCAGCAAGAUGUGAACUUUAUUGCCAAUGACAUUAAUUUCCGGAAGGAUGAAACCCAAAUGUACAUCAUUACAGGACCCAAUAUGGGUGGGAAGAGUACUUUUAUUCGUUCAGUGGGGUCUGCUGUACUCCUGGCGCAUGUGGGAUCCUUUGUUCCAUGCGAUGAAGCGGAGAUUUCCAUCACAGACUCCAUUCUGGGGCGCAUUGGGGCUAGUGAUUGUAUUAUGAAGGGAUUGAGUACCUUCAUGAUUGAGAUGAUAGAGACAGCGGGAAUUAUCCGAACAGCCACGGAGAAUUCUUUGGUGAUUAUCGAUGAGCUGGGCAGAGGAACAUCCACCUACGAUGGAUGCGGGAUUGCGUGGUCAAUUGCAGAGUACCUAGCUAAGGAGACAAAAUGCUUCACUCUUUUUGCCACACAUUUCCACGAGAUUACAGAGCUCGCUCAGACGGUGCCAACGGUGAAGAAUUCCCAUCUUUCAGCCAUGGUGGAGGAUUCAAACUUCAUUUUGCUGUAUCAAGUGAAACCCGGACCGAUGGAUAAUAGUUUUGGUAUUCAAGUAGCCAAACUUGCGGACUUCCCUCCGGAUGUUAUUCGUCUAGCACAGAAAUGCUACGAUGAGAUUGAAGAUCAUUUCUCCGAGCUGAAAACCAACACUGAUCCCGAAGCUGUAAGUCUCUUUGCAAGUUCAAUUGAAAAGCUCUCAAAUGUCGGGAGUGAGGAUGUUGAGAAGGUUAUUCAGGAGAUCAGGGAGAGUGUUAAAAAAUCCAAUAAUUCAUAUUUUAAAUCCAUCUGUCCGGAAGUUUUUGAAUAGAGGAGAGAUUUAACAUUCCGUUGGAUGAGCUUUUGAGAUUCAAAAGUCGUCCAAUCUUCGUGUAUUGAUAAGAACUUGACAAAAGUAUCAGAGAUUCUCAAACUCUUUGUUGUUUGUUUACAUUUGUGCGUGAUUUUUAAGGAAUUCUUUAGAUUUAGAGUUAAGGUUUUAAUGCUUAAAAGAGGAUGGACGAUGUGAAAGAAUGUUGUGGCUCAGGAUGCAACAAUUGUGUCCUUGAUAGGAAGUUUACAAAGCCUUUCGUGAGUUCUGCGGAUAAUUUUAAGAAUAUUUUCAAUGGGAAUUAUGAGAAAUUCUCAGUAGAAUCUAUUGAACGUGUAGCAACAGGUGUCUAUUGCAUUUGUUUCGUGUACAAAGGAGGGCAAGAAGGAGAAGAAUCUCCCUGGAAAUUAGUCCUGAACAUCCCUCCAGGAUGGUAUCUUCAGCUACGAUGCAAUGCCAAUUUUAUUGAGAGACAAACAAAUUCAGCAUUCAGGGACUUUUCUUCCUACGACGAUCCAAAGGAUUUCAUAGCCCAGCUAGAGAGUCAAGAGAGAAAUGACAAGGAUACGUCCAAGGAUCUAAUAAGUCGUCCCUAUACCCCAAUUAAGCUCAAUGAGAAAAAUCUUUCAUUCAAUAUUCUCUUCAAAUUGGAGAAAUUCGGCAAAAUGUCGCAAAUUGUGACAAAAUUUAAUCCCGGGGAUGUUGUAGAAUUUAAAGGACCUUACGGGGAAUUAGUUUACACCCCAAAUACAUUCAGGCACAUUUACCUAUUUAGCCAUGGCGUAGCAAUUGCCCCGCUUUUCAGCUUUGCAUCGUCAGUGGUGAGGGAUGAAAGCGAUGAAACCUUCCUACACAUUGUUGCAUGCUACCGAAAUAUCAAUGAAAUCCUCCUUAGGGAUGAAAUGAAGGACUUGCAGCAAUUUUGGAAUUGCAAUGCGUCAAUAUUCUUGGCACAUGAAACAACCAACAUUGCGGAUCACGUUAAAAUCGGCGAAAGCAUAGUGAAAGGAAAACUCGGUGUGAAAGACAUUGAGGAGAUUGUUAAGUUUAAGGAUAAAACAUCAUAUUUUCUCAUAUGCGGUACAGAAAAAUUCUCAGGACUAAUUUGCAGUUGUUUAAGGAAUUUAGCCAUAGACAAUGACCGUAUUUUUGUAUUCAAAUAAAUUUUUCUUCUUAAAA